UGUCAGUGUCAACUGUCAUUAUCAAGUGUCACUAAAAAUCACAUGGAAAUUGAUGGAAAUAAAAUGUUUUGAUUGCAACAAAACAAAUACGAUUUAGAGUAAUUGUUUAACAAUGUCUCUUCCAUUGAUAUCUACAAAACCUCCAGGAAAGAGCUGGAGAGAAAUUAAUCAAGAACGAAAAGCAUUAAAACGUCAAAGAAACGAGGAAAAAAUAAUAAAACGUGAGAAGAGGUUAGCUUUAGAAAAGGAAGUAGAAGUGAAAGCUAAAGAAGAAGCAGAGAUAGAAAAGAAAAAUGCUGAAAUAUCAACAAUCAGCAUUGCGGUUCCAGGUUCAAUUUUGGAAAAUGCACAAUCAGCGGAAUUGCGAACAUAUUUGGCGGGACAAAUUGCUCGAGCCGCUUGCAUUUUUUGUGUUGAUGAAGUCAUUGUCUACGAUGAUAUUGGAGAUAAACUAGAUACAAAAAAAUCAAAAUUGGAAGAUGCUGAAGGAUUAAAAAUAGCUCGAAAAAGUUGCGUGCAGUUAGCUCGUAUUCUUCAGUAUUUAGAAUGCCCCCAAUACCUUAGGAAACAUUUUUUCCCCAUACACAAAGAUUUGGAAUUUGCAGGUUUAUUAAAUCCUUUAGAUGCACCACAUCAUUUAAGAAUGUCUAAUGACUUUAAAUUCAGGGAAGGGAUAACAAUGAACAAGAAAGUAAAACCAGGUAGAGGUUCACAAGUAAAUGUUGGAUUGUUACAAGAUGUAUCUUCUGACAAAUUAUUAAACCCUGGCAUUAGGGUUACUGUUAAAAUGCUACCUGCUGUAGAAGGCAGUAAGAAGCUAAAGGGUAAAAUAGUGAGCCUCGCAACCCCAAGAGCUGAGACAGGUGUUUAUUGGGGCUACACUGUAAGGAUUGCAACUAAUUUAAGUCAAAUAUUUACACAAUCUCCUUAUAAGGAUGGAUAUGAUUUGACUAUAGGAACUUCAGACAGAGGUACUCCCAUUGAUGACCUACCAGAUAAAGGUGUCAAAUACAACCAUGCUUUGAUAGUAUUUGGAGGGUUACAGGGCAUUGAGGCUGCAUUAGAAAGUGAUGAACAACUGAAAGUAGAUGAUGCCAGUUUGUUAUUCAAUCAUUACAUAAAUGUUUUACCCAAUCAAGGAUCUAGAACUAUCAGGACUGAAGAAGCAGUACUUGUGGCUCUUUCCAGUUUGCGAAGCAAGUUAAAAGCGGAAAAUGAACCAAUGAUUUUUAAAGAAACCGGCAUAGCAACAAGUUCAAUAUUCCCACAGCAAAAACAAGACAUUUCAGAUAAUUCGGGAAUUGAAAAUAAUGCAGAUUUAAGUAGAUUUGAUUAA
This is a messenger RNA of Papilio machaon (common yellow swallowtail), 1336 nucleotides long. Its product is annotated as putative methyltransferase C9orf114. NCBI's taxonomy places the organism in Eukaryota, Metazoa, Arthropoda, Insecta, Lepidoptera, Papilionidae. The transcript is spliced from 3 exons. Bases 113 to 1336 code for a protein of 407 amino acids. The record is from RefSeq and is a predicted model, not a curated record.